This is a messenger RNA of Eriocheir sinensis (Chinese mitten crab), 1014 nucleotides long. Its product is annotated as carbohydrate sulfotransferase 13-like. Bases 1 to 1014 code for a protein of 337 amino acids. Gene Ontology annotation, biological process: carbohydrate biosynthetic process. Gene Ontology annotation, molecular function: sulfotransferase activity. Gene Ontology annotation, cellular component: membrane. Lineage: Eukaryota; Metazoa; Arthropoda; Malacostraca; Decapoda; Varunidae. The record is from RefSeq and is a predicted model, not a curated record. The transcript has 6 exons.
AUGGCCUUCUUCCGACUCAGAGAUUGGGGGGUAAAGGGUUUGACGAUACUCAGGGACCGUCCAAACGUGUCUCCGGUCUGGGCGUUGGGCGCCAAGGCACGGAGCGACGCCCUGGAGCGGCACGUCCAGGACACUUGCCAGAGGCUGCGAUUCCCAACGGACGGAGUCCACCGGGCGAUGGAACGCAUGUAUUAUGACGACACGAGGAAAGUGAUCUACUGCUUCGUUCCCAAGGCAGGCUCGCCCGAUACGGAUGCAUCGGUGAAGCCUGACGCCGAGUCGAGACUAACAGCAGAACCAGAUUGGGGUCGAGGCUCUUGCUGCGACCCCAACCUCUACUCCUUGUGUGUCGCAAGUUCAAGCUGGAAGAGAGUGUGGCUGAGGAUGACAGGCAUCAAUGAUACCACGCUGGACAGGUACGCCCUCCACGCCUUUCUGCCCCGCCUGGCCGCCAACAAGGACAGAGAAGAGAAGCUCAGAACCUACAAGAAGUUCCUGAUGGUUCGUCACCCCCUGGAGCGGGUGCUAUCUGCCUUCAGGGACAAGCUCGAGACCCCCGAUCAGCAUCCCGCGGCUGUCUUUCAAAGCCAAAUUGAUUACUUCAGCAAGAAAAUAGCUGGCAUGAUAAAGGCAAAGUACAGGGGCGCCGCCUACAGGGGGGGCCACAACGUCACCUUCGCAGAGUUCAUUCGCUUCAUCUCCGAGGCGGGGCGCGGGACGCCGGAGCAGAGGAACGAACACUGGCGGCCCAUGCACGAGCUGUGCCAGCCGUGCGCUGUGCGCCACGACUUUAUCGGCAAAUACGAAAAUCUGAAGGAGGACGCGGACUACCUCCUCCAGUGGCUCGGGCUGACGGACCUGGUGGACGGGUUCCCCGCGUCCGACAGGACCUUCCACGCCAGCCGCCUCGACUCCAAGUACUUGGGCCAACUCAGCCACAGCGAUAUCAUGGCCUUCCACGCCAAGCACCAGGCGGAUUUCCUGCUCUUUGAUUACAUGUCAUUACACAUGUAA